UAUAAUUGUUCUGAUUGGCUACUGCGUUCAUGCACAUUUCAAAUAGCCGGAAACAGCUGACUGCAACAUUUCUUGUCAAAACAUUUGGAGUUCGUGCGUGGCCGAUCAUCUUGUGUGCCUGAGGACAUGAGGAGCGACCAGUUUGACUCUUCGUCUGAAGAUGACGACGUCGGCGAGGAAGAGGAGAUGCCUUUGGACAUUUCCUGGGUUCCUUUGUCAGAAGUGGGUUCCUCUCAAUUUGUGGGCAUAUGUUCCCUACCAGGUUGCAGGUACAAAGAUAUUCGCCGGAGUGUCCACAAAGACGUCGAGGAGCUUCACAACCAAGGCGUGCAGGACGUAUUUGUGCUGUGCACGCGAGGCGAGCUGUCCAAGUACCGCGUGCCGUCGCUUCUGGAGGUCUACAAGCAGAAGGGUCUGAGCGUGCACCACAUGCCCUUCCCCGAUGGGGAGGCGCCCCCUCUGGAGCAGUGCGGACGCAUCCUGGACGAGCUGCAGCGCAGCCUAGAGGCCAACCGCAGGACCCUCAUCCACUGCUAUGGCGGUCUGGGACGCUCUGCAUUAAUCACCGCCUGCUUGCUCAUCCGGCUCUCUGUAACCAUGACAGCCAACCAAGCCAUCAACAUCUUGCGCGCGCACCGAGGACACGGAGCCAUUCAGACGAUCAAACAAUACAACUUCCUGCACGAAUUCCGAGAAAGCUACGCCGCUUACCAAGAGAGCCGAGAGUUUCACACGGAGCGCUCCGUUUCUCGAUGAGCCAUUUCCUCCCGUGAUGUCAUCGAGUGCACGUUAACAUAAAAUACAUCUUAAUAUAUUUCUCGCUCUUUAUGAAUUCCAAGUCCUGAACCGGAAAGAAUUCAUUCUGCUUGUUGUUCUGCCUUUAUGAUUUUUCUUUUAAUUAAAAUUUUGGGACGGUGGUGUACAAUUAAAGCCAUAAUAAAAAUGUCAAAAACA
Hippocampus zosterae (dwarf seahorse) is the source of this 954-nucleotide messenger RNA. RefSeq names its product cyclin-dependent kinase inhibitor 3 (gene cdkn3). The record is from RefSeq and is a predicted model, not a curated record. Gene Ontology annotation, cellular component: nucleus. Gene Ontology annotation, molecular function: protein tyrosine phosphatase activity. The coding region runs from base 127 to 756 and encodes 209 amino acids. Gene Ontology annotation, biological process: protein dephosphorylation. Lineage: Eukaryota; Metazoa; Chordata; Actinopteri; Syngnathiformes; Syngnathidae. The transcript has 8 exons.